AUGGCAGCAGUGGAGCUGUACCAUUAUCAUCCUUCGUUUAUUCUUGCCCUUGUUGCUCUUGGUUGUAUUGUUGAGGCUGUUGGAUAUGCUUGUCGUGUUGUAUCAGCUUCUGAAUCACCAGACUGGACUUUCGUUCCUUAUGCUGUUCAGACAUUUACGUUUCUUUUAGGUCCAAGUUUGAUUACUGCGAGUAUCUAUAUGAUUCUGAGCAAAAUCAUCAUUGCUCUGGAUGCAGAUAUCUAUUCACUCGUUCCAGUCAAAGUCAUACCUAAAGUCUUUAUCUUUGGAGACGCGGUCGCUCUGGCAGCACAAUUCACAGGUGCUGGCAUCUUGAUCAAUGCCACUUCAGUCAGUCAGCAAAGAACAGCUCAACUGAUCAUCAUUGGCGGCCUUGCUUUUCAGAUCUACUUUUUCGGCUUCUUCACAUCGGUCUUGCAUAUCGUGCACAGUCGCAUUAUCGACAACCCAUCUCGCCUGAGUGCCAAUCUGACCAUUCCAUGGAAACGCUGGGUUAUCGUUCUUUACAUCACCUGUGGACUUUUAAUCGCUCGAUCAGUCUAUCGAGUGGUCGAGUAUGCCACUGGACCCCUUGGCAUUCUCCAAGCAACAGAAAUCUACUUUUACGUCUUUGACGCAGGAUUUAUAUUCCUUGUCACACUCCUUCUUAACAUCUUCCAUCCAAGACAGCUAGCUACGGUUUCGACAGAUGAUCUACAAGAUAUUGAAACUGUCGUCGUCAGUCCUUCUAAACCACCUGCUCAAUAUCAACCACCUCGGACACCUCCAAAGUACCUGCAGCCACCGCCAUAUCUUCCUUCUUAUGCAAAUCUCAGGAAUCGCGGGCCUUACUAUCAUUACCCUCAAUCUCCGUACAGGACUCAGUCAUAUAUACAGUAUCCGCCUCCUUUGCACUAUUAUCAACAAAGAAGACCUCCAACGCUGGCUCACCAUCGUCCACGGACUAACAGAACUUACAAGAGCUUCAAUACUUCUUUGAGCUCUUCGUCUAGUGUUGUUAGUAUUUACAAUCCUCAAACUGGCCAGUAUGAGCCGUUUAGAAGGUAG
This is a messenger RNA of Fusarium oxysporum Fo47, 1065 nucleotides long. RefSeq names its product RTA1 like protein-domain-containing protein. Gene Ontology annotation, cellular component: membrane. The record is from RefSeq and is a predicted model, not a curated record. NCBI's taxonomy places the organism in Eukaryota, Fungi, Ascomycota, Sordariomycetes, Hypocreales, Nectriaceae. The transcript is spliced from 4 exons. The coding region runs from base 1 to 1065 and encodes 354 amino acids.